AUGGUGGAUGGUGUGGAAUAUGCAGUUGGCAAUGCCAACAUAAAGAGCACUGACAGUCCACUGUUCUUGGGUACAAAGCCUAAGAAAAACUCACUUCCAAGCCUUUGGAAUCACCAGGCCAAGUGCAGCCCUGGGAUUCAAAUUCAGAAGAGGCAAAAGCUGCAUGAACAUACAUCUCUGCCAUCUAUCCAGAAGAGCACAGCAGCAGCCAAUUUUGAUCCAAAACAGAAGAAGCUCCCAAUCCAGCUAUCCAGCCUCAGGAAAGGCUCAGGCACAACAGAUGCAAUGGCCGGGCAGGAUCUUGCCUUGCUUGACACUCCCACAGACACAAAUAGGAAGAAUCAGGAAGCUAUUCAGAAUGGGUCUCAUGAGGAACCUGCAGCACCUAAGCAGAUGGGUAUAGCUCUGCCAGGUAUUUCCACUGAUCCGAAUAAGAAGAAUCAAGGGACUGAUCAGAACAUUUCUUAUGAAGAACUCGUCAGGAAAUUAGCCAUGGACGGUCACGCAACAAGUAUGGUGGAGCAAGACGGCUUUUGGAAGCUUGUUGCUCACUUGAAUCCUGCGGUCAAGAUUCCAUCCCGCAUCGACCUGAUGAGGAAGACCUUUAACUUGUUUGAGCAAGAAAAGACCAAGCUGAAGGAGAAGUUUUCAGCAUUAUACUGGAUGACGUUCAUUGAUGAUUCAGUGGCUUCAACUGUCAAAACCAGUCUUCAGAAAAGGAACAAAAGUGCUGCAAAACGGAGCUUGUUUGUGGCACGUUAUGCAACUCAUUUACUUGAUGAGGUUAUUCAGGUGGGGCUGAAUGAACUUGACACAAUAAUGGAGAAUUCCACGAAGUGUUCCAGGAUGUAUCCCACCCCUUCACUAGCACAUUAUCCCAAGUGCAGAUAUGCAUCAGUGUCUACUUGGACAAAAGCACAGAAAAAUUGUAAAUACUUGGAAGACUUUCAUAGAUACAAGGUCUUGGUCCACAAAUUUCCUAGUCCAGAUAAUCUGUUUGAUAAGGUGUGGAAUGUGAAGGAAAAGGUACUACAAGGGUGGACUCAACCGUUAAUCUUCAAAACUGAAUAUUUUACCAUUCCUGAAUCUAAUAUUCCAUCCUAUCAUGUGAGAAUCUCGCCGGAGUGGGCCGUGGACCGUGCUAUCCGCUGUCCAGCUCCACGAGUUGGCGCGCCGACCCAGGCAGGGGCUGAGGCGGGGAAAAGCGGCGGGAAAAUGCUUUCCACUUCCCUCCACUACCCCAGAGUACCGAUUUCCCCUGACGGCGGUGGAUUUCCUGGUAGUGCUACAUUGCAGUGCAGCGGCUACGACCUCGUCUCUUCCGGGUCAGGUAUGAGUCAAGAUUGUGAUGUUUCCCCCAACUACAUCGGUGAAGAAGACAAUGGUGUGGAAGAUGUGCUGGACUGUGCCAACAAUGACAUAGGUGACGGAGAAGAGAGCACUGGCAACAUCCCCGGCCGGCUGUUCUCUGGGACAAGGACGAGUAAAAGGCUCUGGUCAAAGGUGUGGGAAGACUUCAUACCCACCUUCGUUGAUGGAAAGGUUGUGCAGGCUGAAUGCAUGCACUGCCACCGUGUAUUCAACUACAACAGCACCAAUGGCACUACCGGACUGCGCAAUCACCAGUUCAAGUGCAGCCCUAGGACUCAGAAGAGGCCAAAGCAGCAGGUGGGUAGACACUUGCCAUCUACAAGGAAGAGCACACCAGCCGACAGCUCUGACCCAAACCAGAAGAAGCUGCCAUUCCUGCUAUCCCGCCAAAACAAAUGCACAGGUGCAGCAGAUGCAGUCCCUGUGCAGGAACUUGCCUUCCCUGACACACACACCAACAAGAAUGACAAAAAUCAGGAAGUUGAUCAGAAUGGCUCUCAUGAUGUACUUGCAGCACCUGAGCUUUCCACCGACCAGCAUAAGAACCAGUCUCAUGGGGAAAUCGCAUUGCCUCAGCAGGACUUUCCUAAUGACUCGAGUCAGAAGAACCAGAAGGUCGAUCAGAAAUGUUCUCCUGAAGAACUUGUCAUGAUAUUGGCCAUACACGGGCACCUACCAAGGAUGAUGGAGCAAGAUGGAUUCAGAAAGGUAGCUGCUUGCUUGAAUCCUAUGGUCAAUAUGCCAUCUCACCAUGACUUCAUAGGGAACAUCUGUGACUUGUUUCAGCAAGAAAAGUCCAAGCUAAAGGAGAAGUUAGCUGCUUUACGCAGUCGGGUUUGCUUGAGUGCUUAUAUGUGGCAUUAUGAUCCACACUUGGCCUUCUUGUGCUUGACUGUUCACUACAUCAAUGAUGAAUGGGAGAAGCAGCAAAAUAUCAUCACAUUUUCUCCCAUGGACCCCUCUUGCGAUGCAAAAGAAUUCAGUGAUAUCACAGUGGAAGCUAUUAGAGAAUGGGAUCUUCAUGACAAAGUUUUCAGCAUUGUAGUGGAUGAUGUUUUCGUUGAUGAUUCAGUGGCUUCAAAUGUCAAAACCAGUCUACAGAAAUGGAACAAAGUCAAUGCAAACCGGAACUUGUUUGUAGUACGUUCUGCAACUCAUUUACUUGAUCAGGUUAUCCAUGUGGGAUUGGAUGAACUUAACAAAAUCAUGGAGAAAUCAGCAAAGUGCCCCAAGUAUGCAAAGAGUUCAAACCAUUCAGCAGUGCAGUAUCCCAACAUCAGAUAUGCAGCAUCACCGGAGGACUGGAGUACAGCAAGUGAGAUUUCUGAGAUGUUGCAACAUUUUCAUGAAUAUAUUGACUCGAUGCCAAACUUUCCUAGUCCAUCCAAUCUCUUUGACACUUUGAAAAAUGUGUAUAGUGAGGCUCAUUCCAGCAGUCGAUAUACGAGUGAUAAAGCAUUUUCCAAAGUGGUGGAGAAGAUAAAACAGAAGUUCAAGGAAUGCUGGAAAUUCUGUUUCUUACAUUUCUGUAUGCCUAUGGUCAUGGACCCUAAAUACAGUCUCAAAUGCAUCGAGCUUUUUGUUGAAGAGAAUGGAAAACAUGACUAUAUGCAUGAAGUGUGUGAUACAUUUAUCAACCUCUUCAAUGAAUACACAGAUCAGGUGGAUGAUCCUAACUGCACUACCGGGUCAAAAACCUGCAAGGGAAUUGUUGAGGAUGCAGAUAGUAUUAUCAUGACUCUAAGCCGUAUUACUAUUAUCAUGACUCUGAGCAUCGAUGUUGUGACCGACCGAUGA
This is a messenger RNA of Miscanthus lutarioriparius, 3168 nucleotides long. The record is from the annotation of a GenBank genome assembly. NCBI's taxonomy places the organism in Eukaryota, Viridiplantae, Streptophyta, Magnoliopsida, Poales, Poaceae.